AUGGAAAAAAAUCCAGUUGUUUUAUUCUUUUUGGCUUUUUUAGCUGCAGUGAAACUGUGUUUGACAUCACAAGUCCCAGAUGAGGUGAAGAAGCAAUGUGAUCAAAAGCUGCUCAUUCGAAUGAAAACUGACUGUGUACCUUGCUCUUUAAACUUCAAAACCCAGUGCCCUGCUGGUUAUACCAAAAUCACCAAUGGCACUGGGAUACCAGAUUGCAGGUAUUACCUAGAAAUUAAAACACACAUACUGUCUUUUCCGGGAUGUCGGCAUCAUUGUAUGAAAGAGUUUGAACAACCUGAGUGCUGCCAGGGACACUGGGGCCCAGAUUGCAUGGCAUGUCCGGGAGGAGCUGCAUCACCAUGCAACGGGAGAGGACGCUGCUCUCAAGGUAUAAAUGGGGAUGGAACAUGCAUUUGUCAGAAAGGGUUUGGUGGGACAGCCUGUGAAAACUGUGAUGAAGAUAAUUUGUUUGGUCCUCACUGCACAUCAGUCUGUGACUGCGUUCAUGGAGUAUGCAACAGUGGAAUUUCAGGGGAUGGAAAAUGCACUUGCUUGUCUGGCUACAAAGGGCUCAGAUGUGAUCAGCCAAUAGCUGAAUGCGAGGCCUUGCGGUGCCCUUCAAACUCCAGAUGCACUGCCUCGGGCAAGGAUGGAAUACAACUGCAAUGCAUGUGUCUGCCCAGCUACCACAGGGAUGGUACACAAUGUGAACCUAUCAACCCAUGCUCCAAAAAGAUCUGUGAUCCUAAUGCCGACUGCAUUUACCUUGGACCAAAUCAGCACAAAUGUACCUGUCAAGAAGGUUACAGAGGGGACGGUCAAGUCUGCUUACCCAUAGACCCCUGUCAAGCAACAUAUGGGAAUUGCCCUGCACAGUCUACCAUUUGCAUAUAUGAUGGUCCAGGAAAGUCCCACUGUGAAUGCAAGGAGUAUUACACAAACUUUGUACCUGGGAAAGGAUGCAGCAUGAUGGACAUCUGUGAAACAAACAACACCUGCCAUAAAAAAGCUAAAUGCUCAAUGGUUGCACCAGGACAGAUUACGUGUACGUGCCAGGAGGGCUCCGUGGGGAACGGGUUUGUGUGCUACGGAAACAUCAUGGAGCGCCUCCAAGACCUGAACGCAGAAGUGGGAGGAUGGUGGCAAGGCCAGCUGACAGCCGCCCUAUCGCUCAUGGAAAAUGUCUAUGAAUGGCCGCUGAGUACUCUGGGACCAUUUACUGUGUUUGUACCGACAAACAAGGGGCUCAAAGGUACAAAUAUAAAGGAUCUUCUGAAUAAUAAACAGAAAGCACAGUACUUUGUGAAACUCCAUGUAAUUGCUGGUCAGUUGAAUACCAGUAGCUUGAAUACUACUAAUGUAAUAUAUACUUUGACUGGCAAGUCAGGAGAGAUAUCAAAGGGAGAAGAGGAUAAUCAAUUAAGAAUUAGAAUCCAAGGAGGAAGGAGGAAAGGGAAACUUUUGCAGGGAAAUAUUAUUGCUUCCAAUGGGAUUUUGCACAUUCUUGACAAAGCCAUGGACAACGUGGAGCCAACCUUUGAAAGCAGCAAAGAGGAAACCAUAAUGUCAGUACUUCAAGAUAACAGAAGAUACAGCCAAUUUACAUCUUUGAUAGAGAAAACUGGCCUGGGAAUGGAUUUACAGCAGGACAACAGGCCUUACACAGUCUUUGUUCCAAGUGAUGAGGCUUUGAGUAAUAUGAAAGCUGAGGUUCUGGAUUACCUGCUUUCUGCAGAGGGUUCUUGGAAGUUGCUGGAGCUGGUCCGAUACCACAUUGUCUCCAAUAUAGAGCUAGAGGUUGCCAGCCUCAUGUCUAUAGAGCACAUCAGCAGCAUGGCGAAGCAGUUCAUUUACUUUAACAGGACCAGCAAUGGAAAAAUCCUGGUGAAUGGAGAAGAAAUGGAAGAAACAGAUAUAGUUGCAAAAAAUGGUCGCAUUUAUACUCUUGCAGGAGUUCUUAUCCCACCUACAAUUGUUCCAAUUCUACCACAUCGGUGUGACGAGACAAGAAGUCAAGUUGCAAUGGGCAUCUGUGCAAGUUGUUUAUCAUAUACAUUGGCUACCUGUCCACAAGAUUCAAAGCCCAUCCCUUUCUCAAAACGGAGAUGCAUUAUUGAAGGCCCAACCUUCCAAAAAACUGGCUGUGCUAGAGCCUGCAAUAUAACAAUAAAGGAACCAAAGUGUUGCAAAGGCUUCUUUGGCUCUGACUGCAGUCCAUGUCCAGGAGGUUUCACCAAACCCUGCUCAGGAAACGGGCAAUGCAUGGAUGGCCUGGGUGGAAAUGGGACCUGUGUUUGUGCUGAGGCAUUUCAAGGCUCGAGCUGUCAGUUCUGCUCAGACCCUGGCAAAUAUGGACCUCAGUGCGACAAAGAGUGCCUCUGCAUUUAUGGGAAGUGCAAUAACCGAAUAGACAGUGAUGGGAUCUGUCUUCCUGGAUCAUGCAGAAGUGGAUACACGGGGAAACUCUGUGAUAAGCAGGUUGUUCCCUGUGAGCCCUCCCUACAGCUCUGCCAUGCACAUGCAGACUGUCAUCUUAGCAAUGGUGCAGUGAGCUGUGUUUGCAAACCUGGUUAUGAGGGAGAUGGCAUGAGCUGCAGCAAAGCUGAUCCUUGUGCUGCUUUAAACCCAGGUGGCUGCAAUAUCAAUGCCGAGUGUGUUCGGACGGGCCCAGGAGAGCACACAUGUGUUUGCCAGGCAGGAUGGACAGGCGAUGGAAGGGACUGCUCAGCUAUCAACAACUGCCUGCUGCCCACCGUGGCAGGGUGUCACGAAAAUGCCACCUGCAUAUACGUUGGGCCGGGUCAGAAUGACUGCAAGUGUAAGGACGGAUUUCAGGGGAAUGGAAUUGAAUGCACACCCAUAAACUCGUGCCUCAAACAAAAUGGAAAAUGUCAUCAUCUGGCAAUUUGUCAGUUUGAGUCUUCGCAUGGCUGGGAGUGUGUGUGCCCGAAGGGCUAUGAAGGAGAUGGCAGAAUAUGCUAUGGAAAUGUUGCAGAUGAGUUAUCUACUCUAUCAGAAGCAGCUGUAUUUAACCAGUGGAUUAAUGAGGCUGAGAUAAACUCGGUGUUGUCCACCACCUCAAACCUAACUGUCCUUGUGCCUUCCCUCCAAGCGAUUGAAAACAUGGAUGAAGAUGAGAAAGCCUUUUGGAUGUCAAAGAGUAACUUCCCAACUCUACUGAAGUAUCAUGUAUUGACAGGAGCUUACAGCUUUGCUGAUUUCCAGAAUUUAUCGUCUUCUGACAUGCUGCCAACAUCUCUACAGAGCAACUUCCUACACUUGUCUAAAGAAAACGGGAACCUCACCCUCGAGGGCGCUCACAUCGUGGCUGGCGACAUCGCAUCCACAAAUGGGAUCAUACACGUUAUUGAUAAGGUUCUGACCCCGCUCCGCAGCACUGUCAUGCCAAGGCUGCUGGCCCGCCUGAAGCAAAUGCCUGAUUACUCCAUUUUCAGGGGAUACCUUAUUCAAUACAGCCUGACAAAUGAAAUAGAAGCUGCGAAUACAUAUACAGUCUUUGCCCCAAAUAAUGAUGCCAUAGAAAAUUACCUCAGGGAUAAAAAGUCUGCUACUCUGGAUGAAGGCCAAAUCCGCUAUCACGUUGUGCUGGAUGAGAAGCUCCUGAAGAACAACCUGCACAAUGGCAUGCACAGGGAGACCAUGCUAGGGUUCUCCUACCAGGUUGGGUUCUUCCUCCACAAUGGCCAGCUAUUCAUAAAUGAUGCACCUAUAAUCUAUACAAACGUUGCAACAGACAAAGGAAUAAUUCAUGGCUUGGGAAAGGUCCUAGAAAUCCAGAAGAACAGAUGUGACAUCAAUGAUACUGUGAUCAUUGAAAAGUGCAGAAGCUGUUCACAGACAUCAAGUUGUCCUCCAGGAACAAAAGAAAUAGCAGGAGUGAAGAAAUACUGCAUCCUCUCAGAAAACAACAUGAGAAUGUACACCAUCCAGAUUGGGUGCCAGAUAAAGUGUGCAAAAACUGUCAUUACGAGGGAGUGCUGCGCAGGUUUCUUCGGGCAGCAGUGCCAGCCCUGCCCAGGGAAAGCAGGCAAUGCCUGCUUUGGAAAUGGCGUCUGCCUGGAUGGCAUCAACGGCACGGGCGUCUGCGAGUGUGGAGAGGGGUUUGUUGGUACAGCCUGCGAAAGCUGCAUCAAAGGCAAAUAUGGCCUCAACUGUGAUCAAGAGUGCACUUGUGUCCACGGGAAGUGCAGCAGCGGGAUUGACGGGGACGGGUCCUGUGAAUGUGACGUUGGCUGGAGAGGGGUGGCAUGCGAGACCGAAAUCAAAGAUGACGCAUGUAAUGCCUCAUGCCAUACUAGUGCUAACUGCCUUCUCCUACCAAAUGGCACUGCCUAUUGCAAGUGUGCAGCUGGGUUUGAGGGGAACGGGACAUUCUGCCCAGCUAUUAAUGCUUGCAAGACCAACAACGGUGGCUGUUCUGCUAAGGCAGAGUGCAGAAGAACAACGCCUGGCAAUAGAGUGUGCAUCUGCAAUGCUGGGUACACUGGAGAUGGAAUAGUCUGCAUAGAAAUCAACCCUUGUCUGGAGAACAACGGUGGAUGCGAUAAAAAUGCAGAAUGCACGCAGACCGGACCCAAUCAAGCAGUGUGUAAUUGCUUGAAGGGAUACUCUGGAGAUGGUAAAAGAUGCACAUAUAUCAGUCUGUGUUCACAAAAUAAUGGAGGCUGCAGUGAACUUGCCAUCUGUAAUGACACCGAGCUGACAGAAAGGACCUGCACCUGCAAGCAUAACUACGUUGGAGAUGGAUUUAAGUGCCGAGGCAACAUCUUCCAGGAACUUCUCAGGAACUCCAACACAUCUAGGUUUUAUUUCCACUUAGAGGCCUUGUCUAUCAGAGAUAUUGCAAGCCCUGGCCCUUUCACUCUCUUUGUACCUCACACAGAUGUACUAAACAGCGACCCACGAGUCAAGGACUGGCUUGCCAAAGGAGUGAUGGCUCAGGUUCUCCGGUACCAUAUGGUCGGUUGUGCCAGUCUGUUGUACAGCGACCUGACAACAAUCACAAACAUCACCUCUCUCCAAGGAGACCCAAUACACAUCAGCUACUCUCAGAACUCACUGGUUUUGAACAACAAAGCUGAAAUUAUACUCAGCGAUGCUGUGGGCACAAAUGGCGUGAUCCAUGUCAUAAACCAAAUUCUGGUUCCAACAUAUAUGCAGGACUUUCCCCUUAAGAAGGAAAGCCUUAAAAUGGUUGCAGCCAAACAUGGAUACAUCCUAUUCAGUAGUUUGCUAGAGAAAAACAACUUGCUUGGGCUGAUCAACGACCCUAUUCACAAACCCGUCACGCUCUUCUGGCCCACAGACACAGCUAUCCGCAAUCUGCCUCCGGAGCAGCAGGACUUCCUCUUCAAGAAGUCCAACGCUGACAAGCUGGUGCAGUACCUCAAAUUCCACAUUGUCCGUGAUGCUGCGGUGUUGGCCUACCAGCUCUCCAGCUCCACCUCACUGAAGACCCUGCAGGGCUCCAACCUCAGCAUUAGCUGUGGAGAUAACAGGGAUAUUGGCGCCCUUUUCCUGAACGACAGACAGUGUAAGAUAGUGCAGCGGCAGCUGGAGUUUGAUGGAGGCAUGGCCUACGGCAUUGACUGCCUGCUGACAGACCCCAGCCUGGGAGGACGUUGUGACAGUUUCUUCACUGUGGAUUUCACGGGGCACUGUGUUAGCUGUUUCAGUAAUUCUAAAUGCCCUCCAGGGACAAAACCAAAGGAAGGGAUCCAAAGGUGCACGUUCGAGUCCUACGGGCUGCAGAGGGAUGGCUGCCGAAGGAACUGCUCCAUGGUCAUCCAGACAGCCAAGUGCUGCAAGGGUUACUUCGGGCCAGACUGCCAAGCUUGCCCAGGGGGCCCAGAGACCCCAUGCAAUAACCACGGCUCCUGCAACGACGGGUACACAGGGACAGGAGAGUGCCACUGCAACAGCGGCUUCAACGGGACUUCAUGUGAGCUGUGUUUGCCAGGCAGAUACGGCUCCAACUGCAGAUCCUGCGAAUGCAAGACCAAUGGGCAGUGUGACGAGGGAUAUUCAGGAACAGGACGAUGCUUCUGUGAAACAGGAUGGACUGGCCGGCUGUGUGAAACCAAGCUAGCUCUUCAGCCAGUGUGUUCCCCGAGCUGCUCCGCCAACGCUGUCUGCAUGGAGAACAACACGUGUCAGUGCAAGCCGUUUUACAAUGGGGAUGGGAUCACAUGCACAGCUGCAGACCUUUGCAAACAAAACAACGGCGGGUGCCACAAGGCAGCCGAAUGCACACAGCUCGGGGUGAAAGUCUUCUGUAACUGCCAGAAAGGAUACAAAGGCGAUGGCUUUACCUGCCUUCCAAUAAAUCCUUGCGCCGAUGGGUUCAACGGAGGCUGCCAUGAGCAUGCCAUUUGCACUGUCACAGGACCUGACAAACGCAAAUGUGAAUGUAAAAAUAACUACAUCGGUGAUGGGCUGAACUGCUCAGUGAUGCAGCUUCCUCUCAACCGCUGCUUGCAAGACAACGGGCAGUGCCACCCCGACGCUGACUGUGCUGAUCUCCACUUCCAAGAUACCACGGUUGGGGUUUUCCACUUGAGGUCCCCACAAGGGCAGUACAAAAUGACUUAUGAGAAGGCAAAGGAGGCCUGUGCCAAUGAGUCAGCCACCAUUGCGACGUAUAACCAGCUGCUGUAUGCACAGAAGGCAAGGUACCACCUGUGUGCUGCCGGCUGGCUAGACAGCGCAAGAGUGGGCUACCCAACCGCCUUCUCCUCCCCAAACUGCGGCUCCGGCUACGUCGGCAUUGUGGACUACGGGAGAAGAGUCAACCUCAGUGAAACCUGGGAUGUUUUCUGCUACAGGGAGAAAGAGGUGAACUGCACCUGCAAGCCAGGCUACGUGGGGGACGGCUUCUCCUGCAGCGGGAACUUGCUGCAAGUGCUGAUGUCCUCCCCAACGCUGACAAACUUCUUGACGGACAUCAUGGCUUACUCCAACAGCUCUAGGAAGGGGAGAGAGUUCGUGCGAUAUCUCACAGACCUGUCAGUGCAUGCCACUCUCUUUGCUCCAGACGAUAGUGGGUUAAGGGAAAAUGAGACACUUUCUGGGCGAGACAUCGAGUAUCAUUUGUCUAAUGCCAGCAUAAUGUUUUAUGAGGACUUGACCAAUGGAACCACUCUUCUAACUCGUCUAGGGGAAAAACUUCUCAUUACAAACCCCACAAGCCAGGCACAUCAAGCCCCCACUGCUAAACAGACCGAGAUCAGAUACGUGGACAGAAGUGCUAUUGUUGAGUGGGAUAUAAUCGCUUCCAAUGGGAUAAUCCAUGUUAUUUCAGAGCCUCUAAAGGCUCCACCAGCUCCUGCUCCUCUUCAUGUCAUUACCAGGACAGGAAUAUUCUUUGGCGUCUGCCUGGUUAUUGGAAUCGUGGCUUUGAUCGGAUAUUCUUACCUCAGGUUCAGGAAGAGAAACACGGGCUUCCAGCACUUCAAGUCAAAAGAUGACACUGACGUAACGCCACUGGACAGGUUACAGCCUUCAAAUAUCACCAACCCCUCAUAUGAAAGUUCUUCUGCACUGACUCCACCAGAGCCUACUUACAAUCUUUUCUCAGAUUCAGAUGACCAGCAGCUUGUGAUGAGUGGUCCUCAUGAUCAGAACUGAAGACCGAAUUUGGCAUUAGUUCAAUUAAGAAACACAUUUCUAUUUACACUUACUGUGAAAAAAAAAACAGCACCUACACGUUUCAGGGAAUAAAAUCUCGUUACAAAUUAAAUACCAAAAGCACACAGCUUUGUUUAAGAUGCAGUCUAUGGAGUUCACAGAAUUAACAACCCCAGAAAUGUCAGCUGUAUCUGAGUAAUACCAACUGUGAGUGCCAAAUGCAAAACUGAGUCCCAACUAACCUACCCAGAAGCAGACACCUCUCCGUGAAAAGCAGAUUUUCACUAGCCUGCUAUUUAACUGCUUCUAUUCUUUUCCACAGAUUUAAAAUGGCCUCAAACACACAGGGCUGCUGACUUGGCAAGUAUCCUAAAUUUGCUAGUACUCCAGCUCUACACAUUCGUUUUGGCUCAGUUACAACUACAACUGGCAAGUGUGAAGCAGAACACGUGUUAAACCUGUAUUUUUAAACUGAGGAGACUUUUUGCUAGGAUACCUUCUUGUAAGGAUUUCAGCAGCAGGAAAUACAACCUUCCUGUUUGCCUCGCUUGUCUCCUCCAGCUUUUCUGUCUUUCCUCAAACCCGUACAAAGGGAAAUCACUGUACAAAGGGAAAUAGUAACUGUGGCAGCUUUAGUAAGAAAUACAGGUGAUAUGAGAGCAUUCAAACAGUAAUCAAAUUUUACUUGAGCCAUUUUUAUGAAAUGCGGACAAAGAUGAGCAUAACCUUGCCAUGUCAUGUCCACAUUCAGUUUUUUGGCUCCGAGAAGCGCAGGAGCUACCUGCUUGCUUGCACACCAUCUCAUUACCAAGCACAUUAACACUGCCUUUCAGCUGAGGCACAGCAGUAACACUUGAGAUUUUCACAAUACUAUUAGAAGUGAAUCAAGCUUGAUUUUGAUUCGCUGUCACGUCCUUCCCUCAAAAUAUUACUAUCAUAGCAAAUUGUGAGAAUGCUAUAGAAACCAGAAAACAGCAAGAAAAUGAAGAUAGCAAUAAGACAGUAUGAAGACAGCAGCAGUAACAUUCCCUUAUGGAAUGCUCCCCGCAGCAGAAGGGAAGGUGUCACUCCAGGAACGCGUUAGUUACCCCUGAGAGCAACCCCGGGGUGCCUCCCCCAUCAGAACAAGGCAUGCAGGCAAAUCCGGGGUUGUUGCCACAGCUAUCAAGCACGACCCAGGGAAUCUGAUGCGUAAAUAAGCCUGGAUGAAAGAGGCGGGCUGAAGGAAUUGCCCUAACUCCUUCCCUUGCCCCCUUGUAGGGCACUCAGCUGCUUGUCUUUACCUGUAAAAUAUUUACAAAGUUUAGAACACAAACACAUUUAAACACACACACGUAUUUAGGGGGCUUAGCUCCACAAAGUUCUGUGAUUAAUACAACUCACAUUCUUUCAUUCUCCCCAAUCACCAAAAAUACUAAGGUUCACAGGGACCAGAAGAUAAAGUCCAAGCAUUUAUUUUUGUAAUAAUAAUUAAAUAUUUUUAUCACAAAAAAGUUCCACAAUUCAUUAAACUCUUCUUUUACUGACAAACCAUUCUCCUCCGUGUUUUUGACAGAACAGAAUGAAAAUUUCUUCUUAUUUGGUGUUCAAAUGAACUCCCAGUAUAGACAUUGCCCUUUAAACAUUCUCAAAGAUCUCUCUGAAGUCAGUAACAUAGCAAGGUUAAAUAAAUAAUGCAGUAAAUAAGAAAUGCAGAGAGUGACAAGAUGAAAUCAUUAACUUUUGGAAAUGUCUUGCAUUUUUGUUAAGAGAAGCAUUCUAGCACUGAAAAAUAAACAACACACUUUAAAAAUCUCACUUAAAUUCAUAUUAUACAUUAUUGGGUUGUUUUAAAGGAACAUAAUCCUCCCAUAGUAUUUUUUUUCAUGCAAUGGUGUUUAUUUCAAGAAGUCAUGCAAAAUAAACAAGAUUUUACUUCAGCUGGCCAUUGUAACGUAGCUUUGUACAGAAGUUCGAUUUGUAAGUUAAGAGAAAGGAAAGGGGAGAGGAGAAAAUCAUCUUGAAACAAAAUGUGUAUUGUGUAGAUAACAUCAUCCAACCCAACUGUUCCUGUUUAACACAGGAAAAUUAGGCAAACAAAACUGACUCCUAGCCAGCUUUAAAAGAAUAAACAUCACCAAGAUAUAACCAACAUAACAUUAUCAAAUUCAAUAACGCAGAACUGAGUAACACAGUAUUAUUAUUUGCUGGUGGUAAGAUGGAAAAUGUACAGUGGUUUGGCGUUAUGUUUUUUUUUUCACAGUACAUUGAAAUCUCUGGAGCACGAGAGGUGCUACGCGCACCUAACACCAAGUUCAGUUCUAGCUGAGCAUUAGGAUAAAGAACCAAAGGCAAAUCGGGGAUAUUUCAAUCCCCACGUUUCAUUAUCAAGUUAUGCUAAGUAUUUCCCACACAGCCCCACCAACAAGUCUCCUGAUAAAGCCAAACUAAUUUCCUGCAAAGCUUUUUCUUCCAGCAAAACAGCAGGACUGGCAGAUGAACUGACUCCUUUCAAGUAUGUUCACCCCUUUAAAUACACACACACACACUUCAGGGGUGUUGCACAUCAAGUUUGAAACAGGAGAACAAGAAAACCAUUAACAUAAAAUCUUUAACCACCUCGGAUGACUUCAGACUGAUUUCAAGCAUAAAGGAAAACUACUUAGGAAAUUGUGCAGGCUAGAUUAGAAUACAUUCUUUACUUUGAAAACAUGAUUUUAAAAAUAUGAAAGAUACGGCAUAUGAAAUUCAAUUCAAUUCAGGUACUUGCACAUAAUAUAGACAGGUUAAAAAAAAAAAAAAAACAAACAAACAACUUUUGGUCACCAAAAGUUUGUUUACCUUACAAUCAUGGUAGAAAGCAAGUGAUAUCCCAAAAUGAAGAAUAUCAAAUGCUAUAUGUUUUGUUAAUUGCAUGCUUUUAAAAAUGGAGCCUUUAGUAACUAAAAUUUGAAAAGCACUAAUCAUAUUAUGCCUUCUAAAAUGACAGGGGUGGGAAGCACCAGUUAAAAAAAAAAGCAACAAAAAAACCCCACACACGUUUCAUUUGGAUGCAGAGAAAGGAAAGCAUCCUUAUUUAAAAACAACUAUAUAACAGUUCCAUAAAGUGCCUGUUUGAGGAAACACAUCAACAGAUGUUUUCCUUGUGCAAAAAUCUGACAUUUUUAAGCUCAAAUCUUUGGAACAUAUUUUGUGUCAUGCAACCUGCAAUUUCAGUAAUUCAAUAGAACUUCUAAAUUUGCACCUCCAAAAUUAUUUUGCUUGAUGCAAAACUGUCCACCACCCCCAAUUCAACCUUCGGGACUUGAGCUUAAAUAUCGUUAUCAGAAAACUCUGAUUUUCAUUUUCUCAUUUCUUAGUUUUUAACUCAUUUGCCCAUUGUGUGUGUUUGACUGUAAAAGUCCAUUACUGAAGGCUGUAUGAAAUACAUUCCCUCCUAGGGAACAGCAAAACCACAUUGCCUACCACUGUAAGACACUUAAAAUUCUUAAAAGCAGCACUUAGGAUCAAUCUAAAGAUUGACAGAGAUCCAUCUCCACUUUGAAAUGCAAAAUGCAAAACGUCUUGAAAUGGCUUUAUUAUCGGAGAGCGGCUAUUUAAAGUGUUUUGAAACUUAAAAAGAAAGAUGCUGAAAAGUUAACAAAAGGAAGCUGAGGCAGCCCAAGUUACUGCCGCUUUCAGUUUUAGGCUCAGGCCCACCUACAGCCAAGCACAGACAUUACAAGAACAGACACAGCAUGGACAGGAGGAAAAGCCCAUCAGGCUGAGGCAGCCAGUACUGCAAACACUGCACUGCACUAGAGAGGUCGGUGCAGUCACAGGUAAGGCUCCAGCUGUGGCAGGAAGGAAAGGUAAGACACGUAUACCAUGACUCUCAGUCUCACUGUAAACCAGCUUCUAACGGCCUAUUGCUGAAUUACUAAUACUGGAUUUAGGCUUUUCAGUGCCAAGAUCCAUUCCAGGCUCCAGCUGGGGAGCUGAACAGGGCCAGAACAGAGAGUACAGGUGCUUCUUUGUAAACCGUAAGGCUGCGGAUUGAAAUUUCCAAUGAACAAAACAACCACCCCAGAACACCACCAAACCUUCCCCUCAAAUGUGCCCUCCCUCCCUCCCAGCCCACAACUAUUUUGGCAGUCCAUCAUCUCUUCUGUAAGUUUUCAGAUCUCCGAGCAGGAGAGGAGAAAACAGGUACAACACUUGUGAGAACAAGGGUGACUUACAUCUAAAUCAAGAUUUAAGUGACUUAAAUUAAAUACAUGUAUAUUAACAAAAAAAAAAAAAAAAAAUUGCCCAUUU
Molecule: messenger RNA, 11922 nt
Organism: Tyto alba (common barn owl)
Lineage: Eukaryota; Metazoa; Chordata; Aves; Strigiformes; Tytonidae
Gene: STAB2
Product: stabilin 2
Exons: 69
Coding region: 1-7647 (2548 amino acids)
Biological process (GO): cell adhesion
Molecular function (GO): calcium ion binding; hyaluronic acid binding
Source: RefSeq, a predicted model, not a curated record